This is a messenger RNA of Balaenoptera acutorostrata (minke whale), 769 nucleotides long. RefSeq lists its product as uncharacterized. The record is from RefSeq and is a predicted model, not a curated record. The transcript is spliced from 5 exons. Lineage: Eukaryota; Metazoa; Chordata; Mammalia; Artiodactyla; Balaenopteridae. The coding region runs from base 93 to 719 and encodes 208 amino acids.
CUUUUCUCUAUGUUUGCAGAACAAUAGAAGAGGGAAGAGUUUCCAUUAGAAGCAGGAUUUCGGGCACACGGAAGGACUCCUUGGUCUGCGUGAUGCUCUCACUGGGAAGGGAGCAGGUGCUAAACGCCGAGCUGGGCGCAGGGCUUCGGGCAGCAGUGAGGGGCUGGACGCCCGGGGCUGGGAGCUGGCCGGCCCACAUUCGUCUAGACACAGGUGGUUCCAGGACGCCCCUGCUUGCAAUGUUCCCAAGAAAAGGAUGUUUAGGGGACUGGAGCCCAGGAGUCUUGGGGACCACAGUCCGCACUCUGCCCUCCCAGAAGACACAGACGUGGCCUGUAGCAGCCGGGUGGGAGAACUGGCAUUUCCCCCAACAGACCCUGACACCCUUUGGCACAGACCCGUGGUUCUCAAAGCCCAGUUCCCAGACCUGCAGCAUCAGGUUUUAUUUCCUGCCAGAUCUUCCAGACCAGAACAUCAGCUUCACCACCCCCAGACCCUCUGAGCCAGGGUCCCCACAGGGAGUGAGAAUUGGUCCUGCCCUCGAGGACUUGCAGACCUGCUGGGGACAGAUACACGAAGCAGGAAAUGACAAAGUAAUGUGGAAGCAGAGGGGCGAAACUGGACCCAGGUGUUGCCGGCACACAGAGAAGGACCAGCCAGGUGACGGGUCCCGUGUGGACAUCCGGCCAGCCUGGAGUUGGUCACUCCUGCACUACUGACAUCCCGGCACUGCCUUCCUCAGAACUUGGCCGUUCCAGAAGAAGAGAGA